AUGAAAUACUUUAAUAUUAUUUUAAUAUUUGUACCAAUAUUAUGUUUUGCAACAUAUCAAACUUCUGCACGUAAAAUAGUUGCACCAGAAGUUGGAUGUUCUGUCUAUAUAGAAGAAAUAGGAUUAGCUAUUGCCAAACAAUAUGAACCAUCUGUUCCAAGUCAAAAGUUAUCAGCUUGUACUUAUAAUCCAAUCUACUUGGGUGACAACUGUUGCAAUUACAAUGAGAGUUUGCUUGUUAAUGAUACAAUGAUCUACUAUGAGAUGGUGUUUGGUGAGAAUCUGUCGUGUAUGCACUACAUUUGGGAUAUGAGUUGUGCUUUCUCAUGCAGUCCAAAUCAAGUUCAGUAUUUGGUGCCAGUCAAUGUCGACAGUCAAAACGAUCAGAUAUUAUCGAUCAAAUUCAACAUCAAUCCAACCUAUGCACAAUCAUUGUACGGAGCAUGCAAGACUGUGAAGGCACCCAAUGGUAAAUCGUUUGGACAGUUGUAUCCAACCUAUCAACAAUUCUUCCAAGGUGUCUUUGGUGACUCAAACAAUCCAAACUUUAAUGAUGUAAUUUAUAAUUAUGAUUCAACAAUUGGAUACAAUGGAAAUUAA
This is a messenger RNA of Heterostelium album PN500, 600 nucleotides long. RefSeq names its product putative transmembrane protein. The record is from RefSeq and is a predicted model, not a curated record. Bases 1 to 600 code for a protein of 199 amino acids. The transcript has 2 exons. NCBI's taxonomy places the organism in Eukaryota, Evosea, Eumycetozoa, Acytosteliales, Acytosteliaceae.